Messenger RNA from Schistosoma intercalatum, 3345 nucleotides. Lineage: Eukaryota; Metazoa; Platyhelminthes; Trematoda; Strigeidida; Schistosomatidae. The record is from the annotation of a GenBank genome assembly.
AUGAGUGUGCAAAAACAUGAGAAAGUUCAACUAACAGUAUACGAAGCAGAUGUAGUUAAAUUAAUUUUGGAAUUUUUGGAAAAACGUGAUCUAGCCAUCUCUAUGUUAGCCCUAGAACGAGAAACUGGACAAGUAAAUGGACCAUUCAAUGAAGAUAUACUAUUCUUUCGUCAAUUAAUUUUGGAAGGUCAUUGGGACGAUGCACUUGACUAUUUGGAACCAUUACGAGGUCCACCUGUUGCGUUAGAUCUUAGGAAGCCCCGAUUUUUAUUAUUAAAACAUAAGUAUCUAGAAUUAUUGUGUCUACGUGAUGUAACUAACUUGGAUGGGAAUAAUUCAGCUAAUGGGACUACCGGUGUUAAUGUUAACGAAAAUAAUAUAGAUCAUGGUGUUGAACAGGUUAUUGAUUGUUUGAAACAGUUAGAACCUGAAUGUGAAACUCAGGCAGAAUAUCGUGAUUUAACUCUUUUGUUAACUUUAACACGAUUAGACCAACAUCCGGAUUAUCGCUAUUGGAAUCCAAGUUUAGGCCGUUUACAAUGCUUUAAUCAGAUCUAUCCGCUCUUGCAACCAUUUAUUCAACUUAGUAAACAUUCAUCUAGUGGCCAGGCAUCAACUGAUGAAAAUGCUCGUGGUGACCGACUUUUACGAUUACUUGUUAAAGGUUUACUAUACGAAGCCUGUGUAGAUUACUGUGCUCUUAUGGCAACAGAACGGAAAGCUCAAAUGCAGAUAACUGGAAUGCUUGGAGGUGAUUUAGACGAAGAAGAAGAAACUGAACGUCUUUACAAUCAGAAUAUUUCUUUACAUACUACACAAAACAAUGAAAUAAAUCAACGAGCACAUAGUCAUUGUCGUCAACCCGUUGCACCGGAUUUAUCAUUAAAUUCAUGGCUUCAAUCAUUGAAACCAGUGAAUUUUAGUCAACCAUUCCAAUCAUAUGAAUUAGAUUUGAAAGUACAACCAAUUAAUCGACCAACACUUGAAUCUAGUUUAUGGCCAGAACAUAUAUUAACUCAACCUACUGUGAAACCACUCGUAUUUCCUUAUACUCACAUACCAGAAUCAAAUACCAUAAUGGGAUCGAGUAUUCAGCGUUCAGUAUUAUCAAUACAUAAUCCAGCUUUAAAAAGAGGCCAUCUUCAAGGACCUAGUGGUGAAUUAAUGCGAAGUCUUAUUCCUGCUUAUGAAGGACUUUCCAGUGGUCUCUUACGCAUGAAUCCACCGUCAUUACAAAAUGAUGAACUUAACGGUGAAUAUGACAUCAAUCAUCAUAAUGGUAUCAAUACAGGUUUGCGUCCAGUUAUUCGGAGUUCUGGUUUACCAAAUUUAUCUCGACGUGGUCCUCGGUUAAUGACUCAUUCUUUGUCUGGAUUUCGUCUUCCACCUAAUCCGAAUUUACAAUUUUUAAAUCAAAAAUCUAAUUCCAACCAAACAGUUGCAUCUACAAAUUCACAAGAUAAUAAUACUAUGUCAGAAGAUAAAGUACAAAAUAUUUCAGCUGAUCAAAACACUAAUGAAAAUGCCAAUUUAGAAUCGGCCAAUAUUUCCGCCAGUAUGCAAGCUUCAGUGGACCGGUUAUUUUCACUACAUGGUCAAAUAUCAUCUACUUCAACAGAUAUGAAUAGUUCUAUGGCAGAUCAUCAUGAACAUAACAUAUCCACAACGGUACGAAAUUCAAUGUUAUUAUCUCGUUCUACUGCUCUAACAGGAGGUCAAAUGCAAUCAAUUACAGAAGAAUCACCUCAUUCAUCAUUUGAUCCUGUUACUAAUGAUCGUUUGGCAGUGAAACAAUCUGUCAGUGUUGAUGAUACUACCAGUCAUCGGAAGUCUCCAUCAUCUUCAUCACCAUGUAAUAGAACAAUGUCUGGUAGUUUAUCACCUAAAGAGAUGGUUGCAUCAAUGCAAAGUUCAAUUAUUAUCGAUAUAGAAAGUGAUAAAGAUGGUCAUAAACUCGGUUCACAUGCUGGUGAUUUAUUGCAUGAAUUUCAAAAACGUCGUAUUGAUAGAGAAAAUGCUCAAGUGCUCGAUACUACUACCGGUGCUAAUAGCGAAGAUCAGUCAUGUCCAGUUACACCUAUCAUUAGUCAAGCUACAAAAAAUCCUACUCAGCUGUCUGAAACUAUUGAACCUAAUAUAAAUGAGAAACCAUCUAUAGUUAAUUCUUCCUCACAACCACAGGCACAACGUACUGACAUGGAUAGACCAUGUAAACUUAAUGGUGAAGUGUCAGACACCUCUGAUAACAGUCCUCAAACUCCACGUUACAUACCUGUAACAAUUUUAGAAGAUAGUCAACCAAUACGUUGUAUUGCAUUUCAUCCAUCUGGACGAUUAUAUGCUGUCGGUUCGAAUAGUAAAUUUUUACGUGUAUGCCAAUAUCCUAGUUUACAGCACCUUAGUGCUAAUCAUGUAGCUACUUCUCCGGUAGUUCUAAUGAGGCGUCAAAAAUACCACAAGGGUAGUAUAUAUUGUGUUGCUUGGAGUCCAGAUGGUCGUAUUAUCGCAACAGGAAGUAACGACACUACAAUUCGCCUACUUCAAAUGGAUCCAACAACUGGCAUACCAGAUGCUGCUUGUGGUGAUCCAGAAAUUGCAAGUACCGCUGGACAAGCCAUUGAACUAAGAUAUCAUGAUGGUACAGUACGAGAUAUUGCAUUUCUAUUAGGAAGUUAUCCAUGUUCGGAUACAAUUACAAGUACACCAAGUAGUCAUUUACUAAGUGCUGGUGCAGGCGAUUCUCGUAUUUAUCUUGUUGAUUGUAAUCGAGCCCAAACAUUUGAUCUAUCUACACCGAAGUCCACUCCACCUAAUUAUGUUGUACGUUCAAUGUCUGGGCACACAGCUGCAGUUUAUUCAUUAUCUGUAUGGAGUCCUGGUUCAUUGUUCGUUUCUGGUAGUGCAGAUGCUACUGCACGUUUAUGGGAUUUACGAGCUCCAGCUCCUGUGUUAAUUGUUCCAUCUUAUUCAGGUUCACAAGGCAGUGCAUUUGCUUCAGUUACUGUUGAGCCGAAUUGUAAUUUACUCGCUAGCGGACAUGAGGAUUCAACAAUAUCAUUAUUUGAUUUACGUGGUGCUCGUUAUAUCAAUGCAUACAGACCACAUUCAAAUGAAGUGCGUAGUGUACGAUUCUCACCAACUGCUUAUUACCUACUAUCAGCUAGUUAUGACAAACGUGUUAUAUUAACCGACUUUCAUGGUGAUUUAUCUCAACCAUUGCCUUGUGUUCAAUUAGCUGAGCAUACGGAUAAAAUUAUACAAGCACGUUGGCAUCCUAAUCAAUUAUCAUUCAUUACCUCAAGUGCAGAUAAAAGUGUUAUUUCAUGGGCAUUACCCACUGUGUGA